AUGACAACCACCACUUCCGGUCCGUCUCGCUUUACGGCCCACCUCAGCCGGGCCGGCGCGAAAUUUGCGCUGGGCCUGUGGUGCAGUGCGGAGGGCGCGGGCGCCCGUGUCCCCCGCCCCGAGGCCGCUGCCACGCCAGCCGACUGCGUGGCCGCCCACUGCGGCAAGACCACCAAGUGCGGGAAGUCGCUGUUCCGUUUCCCCAGGGACCCGGCCGUGCGGCUGCUGUGGGCCCGCUUCGUGCGGGGCGGCCGCGCCGCCUGGUGCGGGGGCAGGGACCGCUCCGUCGUCGGCUCCGACCACUUUGCUCCCGCCUCUUUUGCCGUCUCUUGGGUUAUCCAGCAGAGCCUGCGCUUCUCCCAGCGCCCGAGGCUCGUGGCGGGCGCCCUGCCCACCCCGCGCCGGGUGUCCUCCCCGGCACCCAAGGGGGAAGAAGAGGGCCACGGAGCGGGCGGCCCUGAGAAGGGAGGAGAGCCCCAGGCAGGCAGGCAGCCCGAGGCUGCCCCCGGGCCAGCCCCCUGGACACUCCGCCGGGAAGAGGGCUGCGGCUUCGCAGGUCUGAUUGCCAGACAGACGCUCUUUCUGCAAUACCAACCUGCUUCCUGCAUUGGGAUUGCACAUAAAAAUCAAGUGAUACAAACAGAAGUCCCUGCUUAUAAUCUAUCUAAUGAUGUCACUUCAGUACCUACUCACUGUGAGGAAGGCCCAGUGCAUAAAAGUGCACAGAUUUCUCUGAAAAGGCCCCCUCUCACGCAGUGUGGGUAUUCAGGCCAAAGUGAGAGUGUUUGGAACACGACUAUGUAAUGCAACUACUCAGACUGAUGAAUUGUGGUCCAGAACUUCCUCUCUCCUUGACACUUACUCCAGUGACUCAGAAACAGAUGAGGACUGGAAUAUCAAGAGUGAUUUGUCUUACGUAGCUGUACAGGUAACAGAAGAAACCUAUUCAUGCAACAGCAAAUGAUUCGAUGUGAUAAAGAUUUUCAGAUCUUUGUUCACAUAAUUAUCUCUUUGCUUUUGUAAAUCUUUCACCUCAAGAUAAUUUGGCAGUUGAGUAACAGCAAAAUUUGUUUAGCUCUAAGGCAAAAAUUUGCCUGUCUGCCAAGGUAAUACAGGUAAUCCUGCCCACAAACCUCCCCACUCCCACUUUCACCUUUUUCUCUUUUUUCUUUUCGUCCUUUUGGUACAAAUCAGGGUAUAAAACAAAACCACAACAGCAUCAUUGCUAGAUCAAGAUUAAGCAUUGAAUAUUUAAGCUUAGUUCAGAGGCAACACUUGUAUGGGACUUAUUUGACAUUCACGAGUUAGAGUGUUACUGUUCUAGAUAAUUUGAAGAUGAAGGGCCUAAUAGCACAGCUAAGUCUGAUACUACUUAAUGAUUUGAGGGUAGAACCAGGACAUUUACCCUUGAUUAUUAUUUUCUAUGUUAUUUAUUUUUCAGUCUGUCCAAUUGUAUGUAAUACUAUUACAUCUAUGAAUCAGUCCGUGUGAGCAUUUCUGGUGACGCUAUGGCUUUUACAGAAAAAUUUCAAAGGGAAUCAACUUAAAUAGAGAUAGAAUUUCAUAUAUUUAGAUUACCUUGUUAAUGAAAUCUGUUUGUAUCAGUUCCUAUUACAACAAAUUAAUUAGUUUGAUUUAAUUUAGAUAGAAAUUAUUAACAUCAUGCAAAAAGAAGUAUUACAUUUCUAACAUAUCCCCAUUUUAGGAGUUAGGUUUUCCUCUCCCACUUUGGGAAAUAAGCUUCUGAAACUUAGCUGUCCCAUCUGCCAUUCACCAGGAAAAUUUCUAUGGCAAUUUUGUACCAUGAAGUAAUUUAUUACAGUGGCUUCUGAGAAACUUAUUAUAACUCUGAUCUUCUAUUGAAAAUAAUAAAAAUAAAUGUCCAUUUUACAUCUCACAUGUCCUGUUAGUUCUGCAUGAUUGGAAGAGCUUGCAUGCAUUUUAUCCUCAAAAGUUUAAAUAAUACACCAAAGUGAUUUUCUUCCAAAGCUAAUUUUAAUUAAUUAGCUAAUUUUAAUUAAUCUGACUUAAUUUGACCUGUAUAAUUUUAAUUAAAAAAUAAUAAAAUAAAGUAUUAAUAGAAGUUGUGAGCCUGAGCAAUGAUUAUAUAAACACAUAGCAUUAUUAUUAUUACUGCUGCUUUGGCUUGAAUUUAAGAUAACUAUUUUAUGUUUUAAGAGAGUGUUAUGUUUUAAAAUUAAGCAUAUAAAUCCUCUGGAACUAAAUGUUAUCAGGGGAGUACCUGUUGUCCCUUGACUUUUGGAACAGUGUAUCUCCUUAAUUCAAAUUAUAAUGAAUGUUAUAUGUCCAUUCAUCCCCAAAUUUCACUGCCAUGAGUCUACUUCAUUUCUAUAUGUUAAACAACUUUGACAGCCAUAACAGCACUGUUUUUUUUUUUUACUAAAAGUUAAUUUUAUUUUUCCUAUCAGUUGAAAAUUUAUAUUUGGUUGGUUGAGUCAUAUGAUUUUAUAAUGUACUGUGUAAUGUUUCACUGCCCUAAAGUAAAAUGAAAUACUGGCUGUAUUUUAUUUUGUUUAUUUUUUAAAAUGUUAAUGCUUUUUUUCCAGUUUUAUUGAGAUAUAACUGACAUACAGCACUGUAUAAGUUUAAGGUAUAAAGCAUAACAUUUAACUUACAUCAUGAAAUGUUUACCACAGUAAGUUUAGUGAAUAUCCAUUAUCUCAUAU
Messenger RNA from Hippopotamus amphibius kiboko, 2687 nucleotides. RefSeq names its product THAP domain containing 10 (gene THAP10). The transcript has 5 exons. NCBI's taxonomy places the organism in Eukaryota, Metazoa, Chordata, Mammalia, Artiodactyla, Hippopotamidae. Gene Ontology annotation, molecular function: sequence-specific DNA binding. Bases 1 to 804 code for a protein of 267 amino acids. The record is from RefSeq and is a predicted model, not a curated record.